This is a messenger RNA of Paramecium octaurelia, 4619 nucleotides long. Lineage: Eukaryota; Ciliophora; Oligohymenophorea; Peniculida; Parameciidae. The record is from the annotation of a GenBank genome assembly.
AUGUGGUGUUAUGACAUCUAGAAUGAUGAAGAUUUGUAUGGGAUUUUAGCCUAAUCUAAAGAAAUUGAUGAAUUAUUCUUCCCAAACUUAAUUUAGAUAUUCAAAAGGGAGAACAUUUAAGAUUGUCUAUAAUUUCUUCUAUAUAUGCAAAAUCUAAGACAAGGCACAUAAGAAAUAAUAUAGGUAGAAAAUCUAUAGUUUAUUGAGAAGGAAUGGAUGCCAAAUGAUGGAAACAAUAACAUUAGAAGGAUAAUAAAUGUUGUCAAAAACAUUAAAAAUCACUAUUUUAAUAAAGAAAAUUACUCUGCAGAAGAAUACUAAACAGUGAAGGAAAACCUGAUCACCAAUAUAUCAAAUAACAAGAAAAUCAUUGAAUUUCUAAAAUUUUUGGUUCAUCUUACUGCUUUAGAUGAGAGAUAUAUUUAGUGCGGAUCAAAUUCUCUUCAUUUACUAGUUUAAAUGAAAGUUGAUUUAAAAGAAUAAUGUUUUGAGAAUAUUAGAAUUAGAAAUAUUUCCUUAGUAAGAGCUAAUUUCGCAGGAUGCGAUUUAAGUGGAUCUAAAUUUGAAAAUGUCAUUAUUAGUGGUAUAAUUUUGAAUUAAGCCAAAUUAUUUAAUUGCAAGUGGAGGAAUUUAGGGAUGCAUGAGGAAAUUAAGUUACAUGGGCAUAGUGGAAGAGUCAAUUAAGUUUGCUUUUCUUAAGAUGGCAGGUCUUUAGCUUCUUGUAGUGAUGAUAAUUCCAUUAUUUUGUGGGAUGUGAAAAUAAGAAAAAUAAAGUCAAUAAUCAGAGGGGAUGGGGAUGUAACAUCAGUAUGCUUUUCAUCAAAUAAUACAACAUUAGCUUUUAGCAGCAGAGAAUUCGUCUAUUUAUGGAAUCCGAAAACAGGAAGAUAAAUAAAAAAAUUAGAUGGUCAUUGUGGGGAUGUCAGGUCAGUAUGCUUCUCUCCUAGCGGUAUUUUUUUAGCAGCUGGUUGUGAAGAUAACUCUAUUUGUUUAUGGGAUGUUAAGACAGGAUAAUAAAAUGACAAAUUAGAUGGUCACGAAUAAUCGGUUUAGUCAGUUAAUUUUUCUCCUGAUGGUACUACAUUAGCAUCUGGUAGUUGUGAUAGCUCGAUUCGUUUAUGGGAUGCUAUAAGAAGAUAAUAAAAAGCCUAAUUAGAUGGCCAUGAAGAUUCAGUUUAUUCAGUCAAUUUCUCUCCUGAUGGUACUACCUUAGUAUCUGGUAGUUCUGAUAAGUCUAUACGUUUAUGGGAUGUUAGGACAGGAUAAUAGAAAGCCAAAUUCGAUGGUCAUGAAUUUUGGGUUUAAAUAGUCAACUUCUCCCCUGAUGGUACUUUAUUAGCAUCUGGUAGUUCAGAUAACUCUAUCAGGUUAUGGGAUGUUUAGACUUAAUAAUAAACAGCCAAAUUAGAUGGUCAUGAAGAUUCAGUUUAUUCAGUCAAUUUCUCUCCUGAUGGUACUACAUUAGCAACCUGUAGUGGAGAUAACUGUAUUUGUUUAUGGGAUGUUAGGACAGGAUUAUAAAAAGCCAAAUCAGAUGGUCAUGAAGAUUCAGUUUAUUCAGUCAAUUUCUCUCCUGAUGGUACUACAUUAGCAUCUGGUAGUUCAGAUAACUCUAUUAGGUUAUGGGAUGUUGAGACAGGAUAAUAAAAAGCCAAAUUAGAUUGCCACUCAAGUUAUGUUAUGUCAGUCAACUUCUCUCCUGAUGGUACUACAUUAGCAACUGGUAGUGGAGAUGACUCUAUCUGUUUAUGGGAUAUUAAGACAGGAUAAUAAAAAGCCAAAUUAGAUGCUCAUUCUAAUGCUGUUUAAUCAGUCAAUUUUUCCCCUGAUGGUACUACAUUAGCAUCUGGUAGUUCAGAUUACUCUAUCCAGUUAUGGGAUGUUAAGACAGGAUAAUAAAAAGCAAAAUUAGAUGGUCAUUUAAGUUGUGUUAAUUAAAUUUGUUACUCUCCUGAUGGUACUGCACUAUCAUCUUGUAGUGAUGAUAAGUCUAUCCGUAUAUGGGAUGUUAAGACAGGAUAAUAAAAAGUCAAAUUAGAUGGUCAUUCGAGCUAUGUUAUGUCAGUUAAUUUCUCUCCUGAUGGCAUUACAUUAGCAUCUGGAAGUUAUGAUAACUCUGUCCGUUUAUGGGAUGUUAAGACAGGUUAAUAAAAAGCCAAAUUAGAUGGUCAUUCAAAUGGAAUUAUUUCAGUCAAUUUCUCUCCUGAUGGUACGACAUUAGCAUCUGGUAGUUGUGAUAAUUCGAUCCGUUUAUGGGAUGUUAUGACAGGAUAAUAAAAAGCCAAAUUGAAUGGUCAUUCAAAAGGAAUUUUAUCAGUCAANUGCAUGAGGAAAUUAAGUUACAUGGGCAUAGUGGAAGAGUCAAUUAAGUUUGCUUUUCUUAAGAUGGCAGGUCUUUAGCUUCUUGUAGUGAUGAUAAUUCCAUUAUUUUGUGGGAUGUGAAAAUAAGAAAAAUAAAGUCAAUAAUCAGAGGGGAUGGGGAUGUAACAUCAGUAUGCUUUUCAUCAAAUAAUACAACAUUAGCUUUUAGCAGCAGAGAAUUCGUCUAUUUAUGGAAUCCGAAAACAGGAAGAUAAAUAAAAAAAUUAGAUGGUCAUUGUGGGGAUGUCAGGUCAGUAUGCUUCUCUCCUAGCGGUAUUUUUUUAGCAGCUGGUUGUGAAGAUAACUCUAUUUGUUUAUGGGAUGUUAAGACAGGAUAAUAAAAUGACAAAUUAGAUGGUCACGAAUAAUCGGUUUAGUCAGUUAAUUUUUCUCCUGAUGGUACUACAUUAGCAUCUGGUAGUUGUGAUAGCUCGAUUCGUUUAUGGGAUGCUAUAAGAAGAUAAUAAAAAGCCUAAUUAGAUGGCCAUGAAGAUUCAGUUUAUUCAGUCAAUUUCUCUCCUGAUGGUACUACCUUAGUAUCUGGUAGUUCUGAUAAGUCUAUACGUUUAUGGGAUGUUAGGACAGGAUAAUAGAAAGCCAAAUUCGAUGGUCAUGAAUUUUGGGUUUAAAUAGUCAACUUCUCCCCUGAUGGUACUUUAUUAGCAUCUGGUAGUUCAGAUAACUCUAUCAGGUUAUGGGAUGUUUAGACUUAAUAAUAAACAGCCAAAUUAGAUGGUCAUGAAGAUUCAGUUUAUUCAGUCAAUUUCUCUCCUGAUGGUACUACAUUAGCAACCUGUAGUGGAGAUAACUGUAUUUGUUUAUGGGAUGUUAGGACAGGAUUAUAAAAAGCCAAAUCAGAUGGUCAUGAAGAUUCAGUUUAUUCAGUCAAUUUCUCUCCUGAUGGUACUACAUUAGCAUCUGGUAGUUCAGAUAACUCUAUUAGGUUAUGGGAUGUUGAGACAGGAUAAUAAAAAGCCAAAUUAGAUUGCCACUCAAGUUAUGUUAUGUCAGUCAACUUCUCUCCUGAUGGUACUACAUUAGCAACUGGUAGUGGAGAUGACUCUAUCUGUUUAUGGGAUAUUAAGACAGGAUAAUAAAAAGCCAAAUUAGAUGCUCAUUCUAAUGCUGUUUAAUCAGUCAAUUUUUCCCCUGAUGGUACUACAUUAGCAUCUGGUAGUUCAGAUUACUCUAUCCAGUUAUGGGAUGUUAAGACAGGAUAAUAAAAAGCAAAAUUAGAUGGUCAUUUAAGUUGUGUUAAUUAAAUUUGUUACUCUCCUGAUGGUACUGCACUAUCAUCUUGUAGUGAUGAUAAGUCUAUCCGUAUAUGGGAUGUUAAGACAGGAUAAUAAAAAGUCAAAUUAGAUGGUCAUUCGAGCUAUGUUAUGUCAGUUAAUUUCUCUCCUGAUGGCAUUACAUUAGCAUCUGGAAGUUAUGAUAACUCUGUCCGUUUAUGGGAUGUUAAGACAGGUUAAUAAAAAGCCAAAUUAGAUGGUCAUUCAAAUGGAAUUAUUUCAGUCAAUUUCUCUCCUGAUGGUACGACAUUAGCAUCUGGUAGUUGUGAUAAUUCGAUCCGUUUAUGGGAUGUUAUGACAGGAUAAUAAAAAGCCAAAUUGAAUGGUCAUUCAAAAGGAAUUUUAUCAGUCAAUUUCUCUCCUGAUGGUACUACAUUAGCAUCUGGUAGCGAUGAUAAGUCCAUCCGUUUAUGGGAUGUUAAGACAGGAUAAUAAAAAGCCAAAUUAGAUGGUCAAUCAAGUUUUGUUAUGUCAGUCACUUUCUCUCCUGAUGGUACUACAUUAGCAUCUGGUAGUUAUGAUAACUCUAUCCGUUUAUGGGAUGUUAAGACAGGAUAAUAAAAAGCCAAAUUAGAUUGUCACUCAAGUUAUGUUAUGUCAAUUAAUUUCUCUCCUGAUGGUACUACAUUAGCAUCUGGUAGUUAUGAUAACUCUAUCCAUUUAUGGGAUAUUAAGACAGCAAAAGAGAUUUUACCUCUAGAUAAUUUUUACAAAGAUCUUCUUUCUUAGUUUAAAUAGCCACCUUAAAGUCAACCCAUUUUUCUAAAUUGUAUUUUAACAUAUUAUUUUUUAGCAACAAUAAAUCAUUCAAGACUCAGAAUAUGUCAAAAUCCCAUUUUGGAAAUAUAAGGAGCUUUAAUAUUGAGAGGUGAAUUUGUUGAUUAUAAAGGAUAUGAUUUACUUUCAAAAUUUAAAACUAAAGGUUGCUUAAUUUUAGAGAAUGAACUAAAAUAGAAACAUAAUUGA